Messenger RNA from Sinocyclocheilus rhinocerous, 732 nucleotides. It is a transcript of the gene oxld1, whose product is annotated as oxidoreductase-like domain containing 1. The transcript has 2 exons. The coding region runs from base 158 to 562 and encodes 134 amino acids. The record is from RefSeq and is a predicted model, not a curated record. Gene Ontology annotation, cellular component: mitochondrion. Lineage: Eukaryota; Metazoa; Chordata; Actinopteri; Cypriniformes; Cyprinidae.
CCAAUAUGGCUGCGUCCAGUUGAAACGCUACCUGCUGUAUGAGUUUAAAAUAACAGUUUUUUUUUAUUUCAUUUUAUUUGAAGUGAAUACAUUCGAAUACAUAAGAACAGCAUGGCGAUUCCUGACAAGACUGUGUGAGCUGUCAUAUACUUCUGCGAUGCCUUCACUCAAUGCUAUGUCAUGUUUGCAAAGGUUGCACACCUGCUACAUUGCUCUCUUCAAAAACAGUUCCCAUCACUGGACUGUGUUUUCUCAGAGCAGAGCUUUGCACUACACUGCCUGUGAACUGCAAAGCUCAAGCCCAGACUCUUCUUCCACCGUCAGCAGUGUACACCAGACACAGACUGUCCCAGAACCUGUGGACGAGGGCCCUCCAUCUCCCCCCCGCCACUGCUGCAUGAGCGGCUGUCAUAACUGUGUGUGGAUCGAACAUGCUGAAAAACUGCUGAAAUAUUACAGCGAUGGUGGAGACAGAGCUCUGGCAGCCAUUGAGGAGAACGUUCUCGAUGACAACCUGAAGGCUUAUCUUAAAAUGGAGAUCAAGUUGCUGAAGAAGUCCUGAUGAUAGUGAACUUGGGUGGAGAUUUACUGAGAGCAGAUUCAGAGUGUUUCAUAGCAGCAACUAUUUGGACGUUUUUAAUGGGUGAGUCUGUCAAAAACACGUCCCGGUCAUAUUUCACCUCAAAAUCAAAAGGAAAAACAUAUAUGUUUUAUUGCACAAAGACUAUAAAU